Messenger RNA from Phoenix dactylifera (date palm), 1339 nucleotides. RefSeq names its product ubiquitin carboxyl-terminal hydrolase 3-like. The record is from RefSeq and is a predicted model, not a curated record. Gene Ontology annotation, molecular function: cysteine-type deubiquitinase activity. NCBI's taxonomy places the organism in Eukaryota, Viridiplantae, Streptophyta, Magnoliopsida, Arecales, Arecaceae. Gene Ontology annotation, biological process: ubiquitin-dependent protein catabolic process; protein deubiquitination. Gene Ontology annotation, cellular component: cytoplasm.
UUUAAUUCCAUCUACGAUGAAUCAAGUUAUUAAACGGUUACGCAUUGCCGCCUCACUCAACCCACCGCGCAAAACUCGCCCCGUACGGUUUAUAUACUCCCUUCGUCCCUCGCUGUCAUUUGGAUUCCUCAACGCGACCUGGACGAGACCCAAUCCCGAUGGCGGCAUCGAGCAAGAGAUGGAUUCCCCUCGAAGCUAAUCCCGAUGUCAUGAACCAGUUCAUCUGGGGACUCGGUGUUCCCGAGGAGGAGGUGGAGUUUAACGAUGUCUACGGUUUGGACGAUGAGCUCUUGGAGAUGGUUCCGAAGCCCGUCGUCGCGGUGUUGUUUCUUUUCCCCUAUUCUACCCAGGGUGAAGCUGAGAGGGAAGCUGAUGAAGAACAAGUUUCGACUGAGAAGAAGGAACCAAAUAAAGAAGUGUAUUUUCUGAAUCAAACAGUUGGUAAUGCUUGUGGAACCAUUGGUAUUCUUCAUGCUAUAGGGAAUGCGACAUCUGAAAUUAAACUAGUUGAGGGCUCAUAUUUUGAUAGGUUCUACAAGUCAACGGCUAACAUGGAUCCAUAUGAGCGUGCUUCUUUCCUUGAAAAAGACACAGAAAUGGAGGAUGCCCAUUCUGUAGCAGCUACUGCUGGGGAUACAGAGGCUUCUUCAAAUGUAGAUGAACAUUAUAUUUGCUUCACAUGUGUUGAUGGAGAGCUUUAUGAGCUUGAUGGGAUGAAGUCCGAGCCAAUAUCUCACGGUCCUUCAUCACCUAGUUGCUUGUUGCAGGAUGCUGCGAAGGUCAUAAAAGCCGUGAUCCAGAAAAAUCCUGACUCGAUGAACUUCAAUGUCAUGGCACUCUCAAAGAAACAAAGUAAUUAACCCUGAAACCAGUCAGCCAUCCAGUUCAUCUUUCCAUAUGAAGUCCACAUUUGGCGUUAUACUAUCCUAAGUCUCAACAGGGCCCUCUCAUUAACUUAAAAAUCCUUGCAAUAGUCCAUGACAUGAUUGCAAAUGAUUUUUAGGAUUGUGAUGAUAGAAAUCUUUACCAAACGGUGGUGGACUCCUUAAGUUUGCAGGGAAGCAGUCACUGCUGCUGUUUUGGUUAACGUGCCGUGCCAGUACAUGUGCUAGUACUCUCAAAUAUUUGUGCUUAAAAGAUUUUUAUCUCCAUGUCAUGGUAGCGUGCAGGCAGAAACACUAGACAAGCCUUGCAUUGUAGUUGCACUUCCAUGUUUUGCUGAUUGUUGGCAGCUAGCCUUCCAGCCGUUGUGUUUUGGUCUAUUCCUUGAUGUUUUAAGAGUACAAUUAAUCUCAUCCUCCUGAUUUGAAAAAGAAUGUUACGUGGAGAGCUUGAUUCA